UCUGCGGCACCACAUUCAACUAACCGAGGAAGAAAAACAAUGGCGAACCGAAAAGGGCUGUAAAGUAAGCCAAGUGUUAUUAUUGUCACAUCUUUGCGUCCUCGUCGAAAUGUAAAAUGUGAAACCGUCGAGUCGGUCUAAGUGUUACCAAUAUAAGCAGUGAACCUGCCAAACGUCAUUUUUAAUAAGGCUAGCCAGGCAGGUAACGUGACGUUCGUACUGUUCUUUCUCGACGAGGAAACCCUACUUAGUUGAUGUAUAUGCCGCAGUUUAAACCCUAUUUAGUUGAUCAUAUGCCGCAGGUUAAAGUUGACAUGUUCCGUUAAGUUCGCUCGGAGGCAGCAGGAGAGAGAAGACGGCAGAAUGACAGAUGAUGCCGUCUUGCUGGAGGUACCUGUGGUUCGCCAGCUUUACCACUGGGACUGUGGGCUCGCCUGCUCCAGAAUGGUCCUCAGGUAUCUGCAUCCCAUCAGCGAUGAGGAGUUUCAGAGGGCAUGCGGAGAGCUGAAGAUGACAGAGAGCGUGUGGACUAUUGACCUGGCCUACCUCAUGUGCCAUCUAGGAAUCAAGCAUUGCUUCUACACGCAGACACUGGGCGUUGAUAAGGGCUUUAGGAAUCAGUCAUUUUAUAAGAAGCAUUUUGAUAUGGAAGAAGAUCGAGUCAAUGAGCUUUUCCUUGAAGCAGAAAACAAUGGUGUGCUGGUAAAGAAAUGCUCUGUGACAAUUCAGGAAAUUGAGUCCCACCUGGAACAGCGUCACGUCGCCAUCGUGCUCAUCAAUGCUGUCAUCUUGACAUGUGAACUCUGCUCUGCACCUGUCAAAUACUGCUGCUUCCUCCCUGUGGGCCAGAAGUGUUUCUGCAGGAAGCCAGAGUACCAGGGUCAUUUUGUGGUAGUGCGCGGCUUCAACAGGACCACUGGCUGCAUUUUGUACAACAACCCUGCAUAUUCUGACCGUGUCUGCUGCACCACCGUCACUAACUUUGAGGAGGCUCGAAAGAGCUACGGGACAGACGAGGACAUUCUCUUUAUCUUUAAGGAGAGCUGAUUAACUGUCGGUUGACAUUAUGGAAGUUGACAACUUCCUCCUUUGGUCCAGAUCCUGUUUGGCCAUCCUCAUCGGUGCUAUUGGGUCCAACACGUCACACUAAGAAGACUCCAUUACUUUAUUCCCCUUUAUACAGCCAACACCACUUAGCCUGGACUCAGUUCAGGAUUGAACUGAAUAGGUAAUGCUGAAUUGUUUUAUAUUGUAUUUGAGUGUUUAACUAUGAAUUUUUAAUUGUUUAAUUAUGUGUUGUUGUUUUUUUUUUUAAACUUAAGCGGAUUAAGAGAAAGUACAAUACAGAGGUACCUUGGUUUUUGUUAGUAAUCAGAAUUGAAUGAAAACUGAAUCAUUUUUCCCCCUAAGAAAAAAUGUAGAACCAAUUAAUCUAUUACAGUCAAAAAUAUGAACACAUUUUAUGGCGUUUUACAUGCAGAAAACGUUGCAGAAUCAAAUGAAAUGAUCAUUGAAAUGAGUAAAAGAAUGUUUGCAGAGGCCAACACAUGGAAUUCUGUGGGCACUCUGAAACAACUCGGGCAAACAAACUACCGUAUUUUCCGGAGUAUAAGUCGCUCCGGAGUAUAAGUCGCACCGGCCGAAAAUGCAUAAUAAAGAAGGAAAAAAACAUUUAUAAGUCGCACUGGAGUAUAAGUCGCUUUGGAGUAUAAGGCGCACCGGCCGAAAAUGCAUAAUAAAGAAGGAAAAAAACAUAUAUAAGUCGCACUGGAGUAUAAGUCGCACUGGAGUAUAAGUCGCACUGGAGUAUAAGUCACACCGGCCGAAAAUGCAUAAUAAAGAAGGAAAAGAACAUAUAUAAGUCGCACUGGAGUAUAAGUCGCAUUUUUUGGGGAAAUUUAUUUGAUAAAAGCCAACACCAAGAAUAGACAUUUGAAAGGCAAUUUAAAAUAAAGAAUAGUGACCAACAGGCUGAAUAAGUGUACGUUAUAUGAGGCAUAAAUAACCAACUGGUAUGUUAACGUAACAUAUUAUGGUAAGAGUCAUUCAAAUAACUAUAACAUAUAGAACAUGCUAUACGUUUACCAAACAAUCUGUCACUCCUAAUCGCUAAAUCCCAUGAAAUCUUAUACGUCUAGUCUCUUACGUGAAUGAGCUAAAUAAUAUUAUUUGAUAUUUUACGGUAAUGUGUUAAUCAUUUCACACAUAAGUCGCUCCUGAGUAUAAGUCGCACCCCCGGCCAAAUUAUGAAAAAAACUGCGACUUAUAGUCCGAAAAAUACGACAGUUUGUUUUGCGCAAUGUGUGGUCGGACAAAAAAUGAGGGAAAUAUUUUGGCCAAGAUUUUUUGUCGGAUCACAAAAAGUGAGGCGUUUGAAAACUGAGGUACCCCUGAUAGAUGAAUUGUGACAAGUGACCUAAAAUAGGAGUUUUCAGGAAGUAGUGGGUACACUUUUUAUUCAGGUCUUCUUCUUACAUUACUCGCUUUAUUCAAAGUCAUUUGUGUUAGAGCUUCAGCACUACUUUUGGAAAAAGUCACUUUGUGUCUCACUUGUUCACCAGAUGAGAACGUGUGGAGCUUUGAAAGUCUCAGGUAAUUCAAUUCUACCUUUGCAAAGAUAAUAAUGCUCAGUUUGGAAGGAUGCUAUCCCAUUUCUACAGUAUAUGUGUAUUAAUGCACUGCAAUAGUAAGAGGUGUUUCCAGUAUUUGUCUACAUGAGAGGGUGAAAGUACAAAAUCCCAAAACAGUGAAGUUGGCAUGUUGUGUAAUUUGUAAAUAAAAUCAGAAUACAAUGAUUUGCAAAUCCUUUUCAACUCAUAUUCAAUUGAAUAGACUGCAAAGAUAUAACUCCUGCUGGAAACACGCUGGUCGUCUCCUUACAGGUCAAUGCUGUGCACAGCAGGGUUGGGGAAAUAGUCCGAGUUGCAGCCAUGUGUGGAGUCAACAUGGUCUGCUUCCAGGAGACCUGGAGUAAGUGACAACAUGAUUUGGAACUAAACAUGUACAAAACCCAAAACUAGUGAAGUUGGCACGUUGUGUAAUUUGUAAAUAAAAACAGAAUACAAUGAUUUCCAAAUCCUUUUCAACUUAUAUUCAAUUAAAUAGACUGCAAAGACAAGAUAUUUAAUGUUCCAAAUAAGAAACUUUUUUUUUUUCAAAUAAUCACUAACUUAGAAUUUAAUGGCAGCAACACAUUGCAAAAAAUCGGCAAUUUUACCACUGUGUUACAUGGCCUUUCCUUUUAACAACACUCAGUAAAUGUUUGGGAACUGAGGAGACACAUUUUUGAAGUGAAAUUCUUUCCCAUUCUUGCUUGAUGUACAGCUUAAGUUGUUCAACAGUCCGGGGGUCUCCGUUGUGGUAUUUUAGGCUUCAUAAUGCGCCACACAUAGGUCUGGACUACAUACAGGCAGGCCAGUCUAGUACCCGCACUAUUUUACUAUGAAGCCACGCUGUUGUAACACGUGGCUUGGCAUUGUCUCGCUGAAAUAAGCAGGGGCGUCCAUGAUAACGUUGCUUGGAUGGCAACAUAUGUUGCUCCAAAACCUGUAUGUACCUUUCAGCAUUAAUGGUGCCUUCACAGAUGUGUAAGUUACCCAUGCCUUGGCCACUAAUACACCCCCAUACCAUCACAGAUGCCGGCUUUUCACCUUUGCGCCUAGAACAAUCCGGAUGGUUCUUUUCCUCUUUGGUCCGGAGGACACGACGUCCACAGUUUCCAAAAACAAUUUGAAAUUUGGACUCGUCAGACCACAGAACACCCUUCCACUUUGCAUCAGUCCAUCCUAGAUGAGCUCGGGCCCAGUGAACCCGGCGGCGUUUCUGGGUGUUGUUGAUGAAUGGCUUUGGCUUUCAUUGUAGAGUUUUAACUUGCACUUACAGAUGUGGCGACCAACUGUAGUUACUGUGAGUGGUUUUCUGAAGUGUUCCUGAGCCCAUGUGGUGAUAUCCUUUACACACUGAUGUCGCUUUUUCGAUGCAGUUCCGCCUGAAGGAUCGAAGGUCCGUAAUAUCAUCGCUUACGUGCAGUGAUUACUCCAGAUUCUCUGAACCUUUUGAUGAUAUUACGGACCGUAGAUGUUGAAAUCCCUAAAUUCCUUGCAAUAGCUGGUUGAGAAAAGUUGUUCUUAAACUGUUGGACAAUUUGCUCACGCAUUUGUUGACAAAGUGGUGACUCUCGCCCCAUCUUUGUUUGUGAAUGACUGAGCACUUCAUGGAAGCUGUUUUUAUACCCAAUCAUGGCACCCACCUGUUCCCAAUUAGCCUGUUGACCCGUGGGAUGUUCCAAAUAAGUGUUUGAUGAGCAUUCCUCAACUUUCCCAAUCUUUUUUGCUGCUUUUUUUAAACAUGUUGCAGGCAUCAAAUUCCAAAUGAGCUAAUAUUUGCAAAAAAAUAACACAUUUUUCCAGUUCGAACGUUAAGUAUCUUGUCUUUGCAGUCCAUUCAAUUGAAUAUAAGUUGAAAAGGAUUUGCAAAUCAUCGUAUUCUGUUUUUAUUUACCAUUUACACAACGUGCCAACUUCACUGGUUUUGGGGUUUGUGAAAUAAACUGAGCAUUGUGCUUAUCUUUGGAU
This is a messenger RNA of Nerophis lumbriciformis (worm pipefish), 4574 nucleotides long. RefSeq names its product protein GUCD1-like. Lineage: Eukaryota; Metazoa; Chordata; Actinopteri; Syngnathiformes; Syngnathidae. The record is from RefSeq and is a predicted model, not a curated record.